AUGUUGUUCGCAAUGGGAUUCGCAGCAUUGCGAUUUAUGCAAAUCAUCACCCUGAUUCCGACAAUGGGCAUGCUCGCCUGGUUCGUAGACGGUUUUGUCAAGGCCAACGUCGUCGUCCCCAACUACAUCCUCGUCCUCUUCAUCGUCUCCGUCCUCGCUCUCGCAUGGGCCAUCUUCACCCUCUUCAGCUACCACCGCAGCAGCACGAAUGCCCUCUUCGUCGCCGUCAUCGACCUCGCCUUUGUCGGCGCCUUGAUCGCCGCCGUGUGGUACCUCAGACAUAUCAACCGCAUGGACUGCGUCAACAUCUCCCGCAACGGCCAAUGGACUGUGACCUUCCCCGAGUUCUUCUCCUUCUCUGGCCCGCGCCUCGAUGCCUUCUUUGACAAGCCCUGCGCCAUGCUCAAGGCUUCGUGGGUGUUUGGCAUCAUCAACUGCAUUCUCUUCUUCUUCAGCGCCGUCCUCGCCUGGAUGCACGGCGACCGCCUCUCCGCGAGCUACGAGCGCAAGUCAUACCACCACGGCCGUCACCGCCGCCACCGCAGCCACAGCCACCACAGCCGUCGCAGCUCCCACUCUCGUCGCCGCGUCUAUGUCUAA
Molecule: messenger RNA, 600 nt
Organism: Colletotrichum truncatum
Lineage: Eukaryota; Fungi; Ascomycota; Sordariomycetes; Glomerellales; Glomerellaceae
Source: RefSeq, a predicted model, not a curated record